This is a messenger RNA of Hemicordylus capensis (graceful crag lizard), 5883 nucleotides long. RefSeq names its product SEC24 homolog C, COPII coat complex component (gene SEC24C). Gene Ontology annotation, biological process: COPII-coated vesicle cargo loading; endoplasmic reticulum to Golgi vesicle-mediated transport; intracellular protein transport. Gene Ontology annotation, cellular component: endoplasmic reticulum exit site; COPII vesicle coat. The transcript has 25 exons. Bases 238 to 3789 code for a protein of 1183 amino acids. The record is from RefSeq and is a predicted model, not a curated record. Gene Ontology annotation, molecular function: zinc ion binding; SNARE binding. Lineage: Eukaryota; Metazoa; Chordata; Lepidosauria; Squamata; Cordylidae.
CGCAACAUCCGGAUGCUCAGGCAUCGGGCGUCACGGCUGCUGGGGCGGGCUGGCACUGAAGUGAGGACGUGGCAGCUGGAGGAGAAACGAAGCGGACGACAAGGGGCGGGGCGCUUCCGGUGAGGGAGAGUUGAGCGACGGGCCCAGGAACCGGAAGCCAGCGGCAGCGGAAAGUCGGUAGCAACGGCCUCAGGGGCAGCCGGCUGAGGUGAAGAUUAGCUUGGGGAUGUGAACACAAUGAGCGUAAACCAGCAAGCUCACACAGGGCCACCUUAUGGACAGCCUCAGCCUGGAUAUCCAGCGUACCCACAGCCUGGUUAUGGAGGGCAGCAAAUCCCGGGCAUUCCUCCUUCUCAGUAUGGUGCUUACAAUGGUCCAGUGACAGGAUACCAACAGACAGGCCCUCCACAAGGUUACUUUCCUUCACUGGGGUUUCCUUCUAAGGGCUCUCCUGUUUCUCUUGAUUCUGAAGCUUCUUUUGCUCCUAACUUCAUAGGUUCUUUAAGAGCACCCACCACUUCUGGAGUGCCUGCUUCAACAUCUGGAGCAGCAGUUCCUCCUGGACAGUCUGCCUACAGUCAGUUUGGACAAGGAGAUGUGCGUAAUGGGAUUCCUGCUUCCAUGGUUCCGUUGCAGAGACCAUCUGCUUCUCAACAGUUCAUGCCAGGCACAGCACCCACUUCUAUUAGCCAGCCAGCUACUUUCCAGCAAUAUGGUCCCCCUCCAACGAGCACGCAACAACUGACUAAUAAUAUGGCAGGAAUGCAGAUAAGCAGUGUUUCAACCUCUGUUCCUCCUCCAGCUGGACUGGGCUAUGGUCCCCUAACAUCAGUUCCACCUGCCUCAGGAAGCUUUACAUCAACUGGAUCUGGGCAAUACGUGUCAUAUUCAAGCCAAGGACCACCACGUCCUAACUUGCCCCAUGGAUUGCCUCCUACCAGCUUGUCUCAGGGUCUUCCCAUAGCACAGCCUGCUGUUUCUGGUCCUCCAACAUCAGCCCUGCGCCUUCCCUCUCAAGCUUCUGGGUUUGCCCCACCACCAACUUCUGCUGGGGUUGGAACUUCCAAUUAUCCUCCUGCUGCAGGAGUUUCAAGGCUUCCCACAAUACAGGGUGCAUCGUUACCCGGUCAAACAGUCGCUGGAUUGCUUGCUUCACAACCAAAUCAUGUGACCUCACCGCCACCUCAGCCGUCUUUGGCAGGGCCACCCCCUGGGCCACCAAUUACAGGCUUGCAAGGACCACCACCUCCCACCCAUCCUCCCCAACCAGGCUAUCAGUUGCAACAGAAUGGGUCCUUUGGUCAAAAUAGAGGCACCCAGCCAAACUAUGGUGCAGCUUACAGUGGGCCAGCAAAUUAUGCGAGUCAGCCUGGACCACCACCUCCACCAAAACGUCUUGAUCCAGACUCCAUUCCUAGCCCACAAUUCAAUGAGCUGCCACCUCAGCAGAAACCCAGACACAGAAUAGAUCCAGAUGCAAUUCCUAGCCCAAUCCAGGUAAUUGAAGAUGACAAGAAUAAUCGUGGGUCAGAGCCAUUUGUCACAGGAGUCCGUGGGCAAGUCCCACCCCUUGUUACUACAAAUUUCUUGGUUAAAGAUCAAGGUAAUGCAAGUCCCCGCUACAUAAGAUGUACAUCCUAUAAUAUCCCCUCCACUUCAGAUAUGGCUAAGCAGUCCCAAGUUCCCCUUGCAGCAGUCAUCAAGCCAUUGGCUACGCUUCCUACAGAAGAGACUCCUCCUUAUUUGGUAGAUCAUGGAGAAAUAGGUCCUAUCCGGUGUAAUAGGUGCAAAGCCUAUAUGUGCCCUUUUAUGCAAUUCAUUGAGGGUGGAAGAAGGUUCCAGUGCUGCUUCUGUAGCUGUGUCACUGAAGUGCCAUCUCACUACUUCCAGCACUUGGAUCACACAGGCAGACGAGUGGACUAUUAUGACCGGCCAGAGUUAUCAUUAGGCUCCUAUGAGUUCUUGGCCACUGUUGACUACUGCAAGAAUAACAAGUUUCCCAAUCCCCCAGCAUUUAUUUUCAUGAUUGAUGUGUCAUACAAUGCAAUAAAGAGUGGUCUGGUAAAGCUGAUUUGUGAAGAGUUGAAGACUCUCCUGGACUACCUGCCCAGAGAAGGAAACAUGGAAGAAUCCACUAUCCGGGUGGGCUUUGUCACCUACAACAAAGUCCUGCACUUCUAUAAUGUGAAGAGCUCCCUGGCACAGCCACAAAUGAUGGUUGUAUCAGAUGUAGCAGAUAUGUUUGUACCUCUGCUGGAUGGCUUCCUUGUGAAUGUCAGUGAGUCCCGCACAGUUUUCAACAGCUUGCUGGACCAGAUUCCAGAAAUGUUUGCUGAUACAAGAGAAACAGAAACUGUGUUUGCUCCAGUGAUCCAGGCUGGCAUAGAGGCACUUAAGGCAGCAGAGUGUGCUGGUAAGCUCUUCAUAUUUCAUACAUCACUGCCCAUUGCAGAGGCUCCAGGGAAGCUGAAAAACAGAGAUGACAAGAAACUGAUAAAUACUGAGAAAGAAAAGACUCUGUUUCAGCCUCAGACAGGCUUCUAUAGCAACUUAGCCAAAGAAUGUGUAGCGCAAGGCUGCUGUGUGGAUCUGUUUCUUUUUCCAAACCAGUACUUGGAUGUGGCUACUCUGGGGGUUGUUCCUUAUCAGACAGGUGGCUCCAUUUAUAAAUACACCUAUUUCCAGGUGGAAACUGAUCAGGAGCGCUUCUUGAAUGACUUGCGUAGAGAUGUUCAGAAAGAAGUGGGCUUUGAUGCUGUGAUGAGGGUGCGCACAAGCACCGGUAUUCGAGCGACAGAUUUCUUUGGAGCUUUUUACAUGAGCAACACAACAGAUGUGGAGCUAGCAGGCCUGGACUGUGACAAAACAAUCACUGUGGAAUUCAAACAUGAUGAUAAACUGAGUGAAGACAGUGGAGCACUUCUUCAGUGUGCUGUAUUGUAUACAAGCUGUGCAGGGCAGAGGCGACUCCGCAUUCACAAUCUCUCCUUGAAUUGCUGCACGCAACUGGCUGAUCUUUACAGGAACUGUGAGACAGACACACUUAUCAACUAUUUGGCCAAAUUCGCAUAUCGUGGAGUUCUGAACAAUCCAGUCAAGACUGUGAGAGAUACACUGAUCAAUCAGUGUGCCCAGAUCCUCGCAUGCUAUCGGAAAAACUGUGCUAGUCCCUCUUCUGCUGGACAGCUGAUUCUCCCAGAAUGUAUGAAACUGCUUCCUGUGUAUCUGAACUGUGUCUUGAAAAGUGAUGUCCUCCAGCCUGGGUCAGAUGUCACUACUGAUGACCGUUCCUACAUUCGCCAGAUAGUCACCUCUAUGGAUGUGGCAGAUACUAAUGUUUUCUUUUACCCCAGACUCUUGCCACUGACCAAAGUAGACUUGAACAGUGACUCCUUACCCACAGCAAUCAGAAACUCUGAAGAGCGCCUUUCAAAGGGUGACAUAUACCUGCUAGAAAAUGGACUGAAUAUGUUUUUGUGGGUAGGAGUAAAUGUUCAGCAGGGACUGAUCCAGAACCUCUUUGGAGUUUCAUCUUUCAGCCAGAUCAGCAACUCUAUGUGCGCUCUUCCAGUUUUGGACAAUCCCUUUUCAAACAGAAUACGAUCCAUCAUUGACAUGUUCCAGUCUCAAAGAUCACGUUACAUGAAGCUCAUGAUUGUGAAGCAGGAAGACAAACUAGAUAUGCUGUUCAAACACUUUUUAAUGGAAGAUAAGAGCAUGAAUGGGGGGGCUUCGUAUGUGGACUUCCUCUGUCACAUGCACAAGGAAAUUCGCCAGUUGCUGAGCUAGAGGAAGGAGUUAUGCUGGAUUCUGGCACUGAGAUUUCUGUCUUCACUAAUCACCUGAUGAAUGGGCCCAGCUCCUUCAAGAAGGACAAUACAGAAACCUGUACAAUUCCAUAUUUUUAAUACUGUCCAUAAGCAGAGUUUCAGCAUCUCCCAAACCCUUUGAGAGAGUGAGACCUGGAUAAACAGAACACCUACAUAGGGUGGUUGGGGGGUGGGGGAGGGCAGGGAGAAAGUUCUUUGAUUCCAGGUUUUAGGCCUGUGUCUCUUGUGCUUGGCAGGAAUCCAUGACCUCUGCCUCCUGCCACCUCAAUUCUGUUAUAAUAAAUGUCUGAGUUAACUGUACAUGAUUCAGCAUCAGGUUGAAAAGUGAUUGCUCUUCAAAAUUACACAGUUGCUGCUAUGUUUGUGCAUGUGUAUGAAUAGAAGCCAGAUAGAGGAGGACGGGUGGCAGGCCCUGCUCAAUCAAGGAGUAGGAGCUGGAUGAAGCAGCCAAGCAACGUUUUUCCACAUCUCCGCCUUAUAAAUGGAGGAAGCAGUAUGCUAUGGGCAGGUUAUAUAAAGUGGCUGUCUUCUUUUUAAAAAAAACAAGUUGCCCAAGCUGUGAGCCAGGAGUCAUACAGAGCAAUGUAUUGCAAAGGCUAUUGCAGUCGCAGACAUGCCUUCGGUGUAAUUGUGUUGCUGUGCAGAUUUGCGUUGGAAUAAGUGAGUAAUAAUGAGCAGGUGCUGAUUCCAGAAAUCUAUUUUGCAUUGGUAUGACCAGUUGUUACUACCACCCCUUUGAGGAACAGCAGCAUCCCCUUUUGUCUCUUUUGCUUGCAUCUUAUUUCUUUGUUCAGUUGCCUCUUUGCAUUUACACUUGCCUCACACUUUGAGAAGAUGGUCAUGCUUUUCACUUUGGAAGGGAAUGUUUAUAGCAAGGUGUCAUAAGGGACACAAGAGUAUGCUUGGAGAUAAUACAGUUGUGGUCAGUCUGAAUUGCAGCCAAGAAGCAUUGAGGAGUCCUGUAGUACCAUGUGGAAGGAAUAGUCCCUACCCCUACUCAAGGUUCAAAUUGGACACCAUGUAUUUUGCAGCUCGAACCUUUUGGUAGCUCUAAUGAAUUUUGACCAUUGAUAAACUAACAUGUAGCACUUGAAUGGUUACAUCCUGGAUGGUUCUCACUGGCUGAUCCGUAGUGGAUAUCUGUGGCAGGCCUGCUUAGCAGGUCAACCUGAUUAGUGGCUGGACCUCUCCAGGGCUGAGCAGAAGGCAUCCUGCUUGAUGUAGGCAAAAGGGAUUUCUGUAAAGUUCAGGCAACGAGUUUGAGAUUUCAGAUGCCUAAGAGCUCAUUAACUUUCAAAAGGAAAAAUAAAUGCGAUACGUAAGUAUUCCUGCAGUACCCAGGAUGUACCAGUGGAAAAGCAGCACUGAAACUAGAAAGAAGGAAAAGCAGGUUGGGAAAUUGCUUUAGGCAAAUGGUGGAUUAAGACUGAACAUAGGUAAAGCAUUCAAUUUGGCCAUUGACAUUUGAGUUGCAACCUUAUGUACACCACUGAUGAAAUAAUCCAGGAGUGUGGCUACUAGUCCCAUGACCUAUAGUGUGCGUGUUUGUAAAUAUUUUUUUCCUUCAAUUGCAAAUCCCUAGUUUGUCAUUCCUCUCAUUUACCUUUCAUCACAUAGCAAAGGGGAAUGUCCAGAAACUCUUAACUGACCACACCCCAAGGAGUUUUUCAGCAGUCUUAUACAUAUUUCCCUGUGUGGCUGAGAUUUCCCCCCUUCCUCUUCCCAAACAUACUUUCCAUACAAAAAUUUAGAGCUCUAUUAAACCAGUGAAGAGACUUGCUCCCCAAAAUAAGGCUAAACAACCAGAGUUCCACAAAGCUAAUUUCUAGAAUUAAUAUAAAAUAAAAAUAAGGUCAUAAAUCUUUUCUUCACUUUUUCAAUGCAUCUUUUAAUUUGUAAAGAAAUAAAAUUAUAUGAAGAUGUAUUUUAUGUCAUUGUUAGUAAAUAAAUACCGAUUAUUUUUUCCAAGCCCUGUAUUUUGGGGGAGCAGAGAAGACUGGUGUGUGGUUGACUCAAGUUCAGUAAUGGCAAAUAAAGCUGUUCUUUGCAAUUA